Peromyscus californicus insignis is the source of this 2895-nucleotide messenger RNA. It is a transcript of the gene Lrrc43, whose product is annotated as leucine rich repeat containing 43. The record is from RefSeq and is a predicted model, not a curated record. The coding region runs from base 724 to 2859 and encodes 711 amino acids. NCBI's taxonomy places the organism in Eukaryota, Metazoa, Chordata, Mammalia, Rodentia, Cricetidae. The transcript has 12 exons.
AAAAAAUCUCGCAUAAUAUGGCUCCACCUUUGGAAGAAGCCAGCAAAUGCAUAGAUAGAUCCCCAAAGUGAAAGUGAAUCACCGUUGGCCAUUGGCUGAGCAGAUGGUACAAUGGCCGUUGGCUUCAUGCUUUGCAACUUGAGGAGAAACGAUAAGAUCACAGUGGUACAAAGCAGAUUACAGUUGCACUAUGAAUACAACAAAAAUCACAGAACUGGGCGCUUUUGAGUUUUAGGGUACCUAAAUCAUACCUCAACAAAGAUGUUACGUUUCCUGAUUAGAGUCAUCUCAUCCCAUUAAUUUCAGAGACCACGGGCGGAGGGAGAGCCCCUGCUAUGUGGAGGAGGUGAUUCAGGGGAUGAUGGCAAGAUAAGAUUGGAUGAGUCUAAAAUGGGUCUGGCGCUCAAAUGGUUAGAUAGGGAGAACCAUGCUGGGAUCCCCUGAUUGGAGUCCUAAAAUGUUUAACCUUGCACUAAUGUUGCCUCUUUUGAUCUGCCGAGUGGGGACAUCGGUCGGCACUUUCCACAGUCGAUCUUUGGGAGGAGAGAAAGAAUCCCCUAAGCGGCGCCCACCACCUGCUGUUGUAGGUGCUCUCGCAGCUGGCCUGGUAGGAGGAGCUUAGCUGGGGGCUUUGAUAACUGGGACGAGUUGGCUUCCACCUGCUCUUUGCAUCCAGGGUAACGCGUCUGGCGGUUGCCUAGCAACGAGCCUGCCUCAGGCAGCAUGGAGACCAGAGACUCCAGCGCCAGCGAAAGAAAGACCGGGACCUUGAGCACCGCUGUGCACGAGCACCUUCGGAAGCUGUGUCUGCGUGAAUUCCCGUGUGGCACCGGGAGCUGGAAUAAGUCACGCUUUCUUCCUCAAAGAUGGCGAACCUGGAGGGAGUUGGUCCCCAAGGAGGAAGAGACAGUGAGCGCCCAGGAGGAGACUGUGGAGACCCUGCUGGGCUUGGUCCGCAGCACCCACUCUCCCUGGGUUUUGAUGAAGGACUCCAGUGCUGAGGACCGUUUCCUGAGAGAACUGGCCAUCCAGCAUCCGCUGAUGAUCAAAGACACUUUUUUCUACUCCUAUUUCCGGUCCCUGCGGGUAGUGGACAAGGGGGUGAGUCUGGUGGAUAAAGACCUCUUGAAAUUUCUAAAGCUGGAGGAGUUGAUUCUGAGUGCCAACGAAAUUGAGGACAUCGAUGCUAACAAUCUGCCCCCAACAUUGAAGGUGCUGGAGCUGUACGGCAACUUGAUCAGCAGCAUGGAGUGUCUGUGCUCACCCGCACCCCCGAACCUGCAGCACUUGGGGCUAGGCCACAACAAACUGCUGGGCCCUUUGCAGAGUCUGUAUGUCACCUCCAACAACUGGCCCAAACUCGUCUCCCUGGACCUGAGCUUCAACGACUUGACGGACCUGCAGAGCAUGCUAGGGGGGCUCAGCACCCUGCAGCACCUGAGGCUGCUAGUGCUGCAGGGGAACCCACUGGCCCUGGUGCCAUACUACCGUGGCUUUACCGUGGACAGCCUGACACACCUCUGCGUGCUGGAUGACAUCACCGUGUCCCCCAGCGAGAAGCACCAGUUUCGGGGACUCAGCAUUCACGGUGACAUGUUGGCAUGUGAGGCACAGUUUGUGGUGACCAUUGGAAAUGUCAGGGGGGUGAUGGACACCUCUAUCUUGGACCCGGAGCCGGGACCUGAUGGCCCCUUCAUCAGCUACAGCUAUUAUGUGACCUAUGACUUCGUGGAGGACGAGGAAGGCGAAAAGAAGGCCUUCGCCAGCGCGAUGGCCGAGAUGCAGCCUGACAGCGUUCUGGCUGAGCAGAUCGAGCCCUCCUCCAGCACGGUGCAGUUAGAUGAGGAGGGUCACGAGGAGGACCAACAGGAGGUUCUGUCGGUGGGCCGCCCCGCGGGGCCCCAGCGCCCAGCCCGCCAGGUCCGCCAGCCCCGCCAGGGUGGCCGUCAGAAGACGCGCCAAGAGUCUCCCAAGGACGUGUCCCAGGAGAUGUCUGAGUUUAUAGCUGAGAUGAAUCUGAUGGCCGAGGACUCCGGAGAGUCUGGGAUAACGGAUAUGGAGGAGUCGGAGACGACCAUUUCCAUCCGCUCCGCCCCCCUGCCGCAGUCCAUUGACUCUUCAGAAGAAUUGUCAAAGCUGCGGCCACGCAUAGAUGCACGGCUCUGUCCGUCCCCGGGGACGGUCCUCUUCAGCACCGUCCGAAAGCCCUGGACGGACGUCAUUCCUUGCAACUAUGAGAUGAAGCAUACCCUCAAGGAGCUGGUGCGGGUCAAGGCCUUCCUGCUGGCCGGGACCACCGUGACCAUCGUAGAGGAGAAGAUUCUCUCCUGGCCUGUGUUGCCAACCCCAGUCGAGAGUCCCUUGCCCGCCAAGAGUCUCUUGCCCGGCAAGAAGGAGAAAGAAGGCAAGAAGGAGAAAGAAGACAAGAAGCGGAAGGACGACAAGAAGCGGAAGGACGACAAGGGAAAAGGGAAAAAACAGAAGGCAGAGGAGGCGGCCAAGGUCGUGGAUAAAAAGGCGCCCAAGAAGAAAAAGGAGCCGCCCAGGGAACUGCGCCAGGACCCGCCGGUGCUGCGCGUGCUGGGCAGCGGCCUGGUGUACCUGGAGCCCUUGCUGGCGGGGGAGACAGUGGUGACCACCGUGUGUAAUUUUGGGGUGGUCCGCACCCUGGAGUCUGACAAGUUGACGAAUGCCAGGGAUUCAAAGAAGAUAAAGAAAGCUCCCAAAAAAGAAAAGUCAAAAACGGCAGUUCCAACCUUCGAAAGCGUGUACCAGCCGGAGCCUCUGACCGUGGAGGUCCAGAUCCAGCUGCAACAGUACCGCUCGGGGGAGGAAGCAUUCCUCAGCCUGGUGGACUAGCCGGGGAGAGUAAAGAAAGGCUGUUCUGCGGCCGGA